This is a messenger RNA of Leptopilina heterotoma, 1218 nucleotides long. Its product is annotated as zinc finger protein 85. Gene Ontology annotation, molecular function: RNA polymerase II transcription regulatory region sequence-specific DNA binding; DNA-binding transcription factor activity, RNA polymerase II-specific. The transcript is spliced from 5 exons. Bases 1 to 1218 code for a protein of 405 amino acids. The record is from RefSeq and is a predicted model, not a curated record. NCBI's taxonomy places the organism in Eukaryota, Metazoa, Arthropoda, Insecta, Hymenoptera, Figitidae. Gene Ontology annotation, biological process: regulation of transcription by RNA polymerase II. Gene Ontology annotation, cellular component: nucleus.
AUGAAUGAAUUUUGGUCGUACAAUUCGUCGAGUGAAUAUCCAAUGAGUUCGAAUCUCAGCGACGAUUCAUCUCUGAUGCAUGGAACGCACAUGGACUCGAGAAAAAGAUCAUUUGUCUGUGAUAAUUGUGGAAAAAGUUAUGCUGUUCAGAGAUCAUUGUGGAGGCAUCGAAAAUUUGAAUGUAUUAAUGCGAAACCAAAAUUUAAUUGUGAUCUUUGUAACAAGAAAACGGACAAGAAGAGCAACACAAAGCCAUUAAAGGUGAAAAGAAGACGAAUUCCACCAUUGAAUAGAGAAAUUCAUUUAGAGUUUAGUCCAUCAAAGAAAGUUACACUACAUCAUACAGUUUCUGAGAUUCCAGGACAAAUUGUCUUGGGCAGAUCACAAGCACUUCGAGUUCAUCGAAUAAUUGAUUUACCUGAGGCACUAGUAUCUUAUAAAAAACAUGCGGUUAAGACUGUAGAUGAUUGCAAUGAGGAAAUUCAUGAUGAAAUUACUUUUGAAGAAGUGACAAUUAAAAUGGAACAUGAAGGAGAUGAAACAAGUCACAAGUGGAAGCAGAGUUUAAUUCGUCAUUAUGAAAAUUAUCCAAAUUGCAAGAGGGUUGCAAUGAAUUUGGGAUUAAUUGAGAAAAAGCAGCCGUACUCAAAACCCCCACCGAAAUAUCAGUGUUUAUUUUGUCAGAAAAAGACUUCGAAACGUGUUAAUUUACUGAAGCAUAUGCAUAAAUCACAUGGUCCUCGUGCACUCAUAUCCCUAUUGAGAUCAUCACAACAUAAACGAAAUGUACGAAAAAAAGUGUCAACAUUAAAAAAUAUAAUGGACCUGCCGAGUAGUCGAAAUUCAAAUCGAGAAAAUCGUAAUAUCGAUUCGGACAGUAAUAGUAGCAAUAACAAUUUUGAGGGCAAUGAGAGAUCGUCAUCGCGCGAAGUUGUUUUUCCCGAUUCAUUUGAAGUUCUGCCACAGCCAUGGGACAGAAAAAGAAUAUUUGCCGGCCGCUCGGAGGACGAACGUCUCUUUAGGUGUAAAUUUUGUGGUAAGGGCUAUCGAUGGAAAUCGACAAUGAGAAGACACGAGAUGGUCGAAUGUGGAGGAAAAGCUCCAUCAUUCCAGUGUCCCGAGUGUCCCUAUAAGGCAAGGCAAAGAGGAAAUCUCACCGUUCAUUAUAAGCGACAUCAUCAAAAGGGCGAAUUAGAUGACAUUCCAGUUGAAAAUUGA